AAUAAAGAGAUAGAAACCAAAAACCAACAAUUAGAGACGGCAAAUAAGAAAGCGGAGGAUAAAGAACGAGAGAAACAACAACUUAAAGAACGAGGAGAAAAAGAAUUAAAAGGUUAUGAAGAAGCGAGAAAACAAUUAAAAGAACAACUGGAAUCAACUAAAAAAGAAAAAGUGGUUUUAACUAUUAAAGUCAAGGAAUUGGCCGAAGAAUUAGACUCUAUCAAAACUAAACUAAGAAUAGUUGAAGAACAAAAAAAACUUCAAAAGGAAGAUAUUAGCCAACAAGUCAACCAAAAAGAGCAGUUAAUAACCAACUUACAACACGAAGUUGAAUUACUCCAAACUGAGGUCAAUAAUUAUCAAGAGAAGGCUAUUGAAGUAGCCCAAAGAUUAAAGAAAAAUCGCACUCUAGUUAGCCCGGAAAAGGUUAGUUUGGAAGAGUUGCAAAAAGAAAGAAAAACCCACCUAAUUUUAAUUGGAGCUUCCCAAGUGGAAAUUCAAAACAAAACUAACCGCCUCAAUUCUUUAAAAACAGAUAUUGAAAAUCUAAAGCAAGAAGCCGCUAAUCUAGGGAAACUUCUGCGUGCCAAAAGAGCCGAAAUCUUCGAUUUAGUUAAAAAACUAAAUAAAUCUCAUAGUCUCAUGACCGAACUAGAAAGACAACUGGCAGAAACUCGUGAAAAAUUGGAACAACUGGAACAAGACAAAGCACAGUUAAAGGAAGAAAAGAGAAAUUUACUCACAAGAAUAGAAACUAAGGAAAACGAAAUUUCAGAAAAAGAUAAAGAACUAGUUCGGUUGAGAAAUUUCAAAAAUCAUAAUGAAGAAAGAAUCAAAAAAUUUCCUGAGUUAGAAAUUGAACGACUGAAACUGAUUAGUGUGAAAGAAAAUUUACAAACACAACUCAAUGAAAAAGAUGGAACAAUCAGAGAAAGAGAUUUUGAAUUAAGCAAAAAAGUAGGAACUAUACAGGAAUUAAAUAAUGAAAAUGAAUCACAAAGGAACAAAAUUUCCCAACUAGAGGACCAAAACAAACAAGCCGAGAAUAAUAUUAGAACUCUAACUAGCGAAAAAACUACUCUUCAAACUGAAAAACAAACUCUUCAAGACCAAUUACGGGAUAAAGAUGAUGAACUCAACCAAGCCAUCCGACAAAAAAGAUUAGGAAUUUUUUAUCGUAUUUUUGGCCGCAAGGAACGAAAUCAAAUUAAAGAAUUAAGAACCCAAUUACAAGAGACUAGAACUGAACUUUUAUUAGCCAAAGACCAAAUAAGAAAUUCCGGAGAAAAAACUGGUGAAAUUAAGCCUUUACCAGUGAUUAGUAAUCAAACUAAACCGGAAAAGUAUCCAAAUAAGGAAAAAGUUAAAGAAAUUGAAGGAAGAGAAAUAGAGGGAGAAUCAAUUAUUGCGGAUUUUUCCCA
Molecule: messenger RNA, 1421 nt
Organism: Racocetra fulgida
Lineage: Eukaryota; Fungi; Glomeromycota; Glomeromycetes; Diversisporales; Gigasporaceae
Source: the annotation of a GenBank genome assembly